AUGUGGUCAAACGGUGGAGGAUCACGAGAGGUCAACGGACCGUCUCCUGAACACAUUAUGCAUUCUGUACCGCCCAUUGUGGCGUCUGAAAUGCAACAAUUGAUUGAUGAAAUGCGCCUCCAAGACUUUGAUUCCAUCCGAUUUGCCACGUAUCGAGCCGCCUGUAAACUGCGGUUUAUACAACAAAAGACAAAAGUUCAUCUAGUCGAUAUAUGGAAUAUGAUUGAAGCAUUUCGAGAGAAUGGACUCAAUGCUCUACCUCUUCAUACUGUGAUCAAAACCUCACGUGCAGAACUCCUCCUCACCACUGUCUUUCAUAAUUUAAAUAAAAGAUUAGUGGCAUCUCAACACGUGGAUACAGACGUUUCAAUUUCACUAUUACUCGCAUUUUUAUUGGGUGCUUAUGAUAAACAAAAUACUGGACGAUUAACGGUUUUCUCGAUAAAAGUUGCUCUCGCUACAUUAUGUGCCGGAAAGUUGGUUGAUAAGUUGAGAUAUAUAUUCUCUCAAAUCGCCGACUCGAAUGGACUAAUGGAUCAUAUCAAAUUUACUGAUUUCCUUCAACAAGUACUUUCUCUAACCACCGCAGUGUUUGAGGCUCCAACUUUUGGAUUUUCUGAAAUUGCAGUUUCUCAAUGUUUUCAUAAAGAUGAGAAGGUGUCACUCAAUGUUUUCUUGGAUACUUUUCUCAGUGAUCCCUGUCCUCCGUGUAUAAUGUGGUUACCACUACUUCAUCGAAUGGCUGCAGUCAGUAAUGUCUAUCAUCCAGUUGUUUGUGAUGCGUGUCAAGUUCGAAGUUUCACUGGAUUUCGAUAUAAAUGUCAGAGAUGUGCCAACUAUCAAUUGUGUCAAAGCUGUUUUUGGAGAGGAAGAACGAGUCAGAAUCACUCGAAUGAACACGAAAUGAAAGAAUAUUCUAGUUAUAAAUCUCCUGCUAAACAACUUGUUCACUCAAUCCAUAAAAGUCUUCAAUGCAUCCCUGCCACGUCAUCAGGGGAUGCCAACAUUGAUAUUCUGAAUACAACCGGUGUUCCCAUUGGAAAGCCAACACGCCCAUUAAACUUGAAUAAUAUCGUCCCCGCCACUCCAACUACAAUCAGAAGGCAACAUGCUGCCACGUCAUCGGCAGAUUGGCCGACGUCUCCAGUCUUGCUACCUGGGCAGGCAUCUCACGGAGGAGUUAUUGAUGAUGAGCAUAAAUUGAUUGCUAGAUAUGCAGCAAAACUCUCUGGAAGAGCUGAUUAUCCUCUAUCAAAUGGUCGAAGUAUGAAUAGCUCAAUGAUUGAAGAUGAACGAACAUUAAUAGCACAAUUGGAAGAAGAGAAUUCAAUGAUGGUACGAGAAAUGGCACGACUGGAGAGUCAGACGACGUCAGAUGAUGGAUUAGCUGGAUUAAGAGACAGAAAAAUGGAAUUAGAGGAGAAAAUGUUCGAAAUGCAACAGAGAAGAAGAGAGUUGAUGAUGCAGCUGGAACAUUUGAUGGCACAGUUGAAUACGGGUCCUCAACCAUCUGGAGGUGUGUCUUCUGCCUCUUUAUCUCAAUUACCAUUUGCAUCGGAUCAACAAUUAACAGGAGUGAAUUCAAACGUUGCGAAUGCAUUCCGUGCUGGAAGUCUUCCAGCGACAAGUUUACAAGGAGAUCUACUUCAUGCUGCAGAUCAAAUCACAACAAAUAUGAGUGAUCUGGUUAGGCAACUUGAUUUGGCUCAAGCCGACGACAACGGAGUCACAAUCAAUGGAUUUUAG
Caenorhabditis remanei is the source of this 1746-nucleotide messenger RNA. RefSeq lists its product as uncharacterized. Gene Ontology annotation, biological process: synaptic signaling. The record is from RefSeq and is a predicted model, not a curated record. Gene Ontology annotation, molecular function: zinc ion binding. Gene Ontology annotation, cellular component: plasma membrane; synapse. Lineage: Eukaryota; Metazoa; Nematoda; Chromadorea; Rhabditida; Rhabditidae. Bases 1 to 1746 code for a protein of 581 amino acids. The transcript has 10 exons.